Phaeoacremonium minimum UCRPA7 is the source of this 4419-nucleotide messenger RNA. RefSeq lists its product as hypothetical. Bases 1 to 4419 code for a protein of 1472 amino acids. Gene Ontology annotation, biological process: mitotic sister chromatid cohesion; DNA repair. The record is from RefSeq and is a predicted model, not a curated record. Gene Ontology annotation, cellular component: chromatin; nucleus. The transcript is spliced from 3 exons. Lineage: Eukaryota; Fungi; Ascomycota; Sordariomycetes; Togniniales; Togniniaceae.
AUGGCGCCUCGAAGAAGGCAAGCCGCCGAGGAGGAGCAGGAUGAAGGAGGGGACGUCGAAGGUCUACAAUUCAACGAAACCCUCUCCUGGCGCGCUGGAAAGCCAAUUCCCACUGGGGAGCUUGUCAAGCGACUUGACACGCUGUCAAUAGAGCUGGCCGAACUCGACCAAGAAUGGGAGCACAAGGAUUCGUUGACCAAGAUUGCAAAAGAGCUAUCCUCGCACCAGAUUCUGGCGCAUAAAGAUAAAGGCGUCAGGGCAUUUGCCGCCUGCUGCUUAGUGGACAUUUUGAAGAUUUGCGCUCCGAAUGCGCCCUUUAGCCCUGCGCAACUCAAGGAAAUCUUCAAUUUAAUUAUAACCUCUAUUCUCCCCGCUCUUCAAGAUCCGUCGCAUACGUACAAUAACCAACACAAGUAUGUUCUCGCAUCUCUCACCGAUGUGAAGAGCAUAUUGCUUCUCGAGGAACUCCCCAACAACGAUGCUCUGUUCGCGCACCUGUUCACAUCGUUUUUUGACUCCGUGUCAGGAUCCAAAGCCGCAUCUGGCGAACAGAUAAGCAGAGAUGUUAUACAGUACAUGACAGACAUGCUUGCCGUAAUAAUCGACGAAACAGCUGCUCUUCCCGCCAAGGUCAUCGACAUUAUCAUGGCCCAAUUUCUCCGCGCCGCUGCUCCGGGCGCCGGAAGAGACAAGACAGAGCAAGGUGCCAUAGAUGAGAACCAAUCAACACUUCUUAUUAAAGAAGAGCCAGAGGCUUAUCAGAUGGCAAGGUCGGUCUGCAACAUGCACCCCGAUAAGAUGGCGCGGUAUAUUGGGCAGUACUUCAGCGACGUCAUCAUGGAAGCUUCAGGCAUCGCGAGGUCUAAUGGAAACCGGGCUGACGAAGAUUCUGACGAGGAAGAGGGUGUCGCGGGGCCGUCAGAGGCCGACCUGAAGGAGCUGCGGAAGGCUCACCUGCUCAUUAGAGAGCUAUGGAAGGCUGCACCGAUGGUCUUACAGAAUGUGAUUCCGCAGGUUGAUGCGGAGUUAUCUGCAGACAAUGUGCACUUACGUCAGCUGGCGACAGAGACUCUUGGAGACAUGAUAUCUGGCAUUGGAGCAGCGGGACCACCGUCUCCUCCAGUGCUUGACCCGGCCGUGUAUCCACCGCUCAAGAUUAGCGAUGAGGCUCCGGAUAGUCGGUCGUCGAACCCGCUUAAGACACCACUCUCACCUCACUCCUUUGCGCAAGGCCACCCUGCGGCAUAUCAAAAUUUUGUUGGGCGCAGGAAUGAUAAGUCGCCCCUCAUUCGUGCGGCUUGGACAAUUGCAGCCGGCUACAUCUUAUCGACAGACGCUGGAGGCAUUGGACUGAGCCGAGAUGAUGAAACCACACUAGUUCGCGGACUAGGGGAGAAGCUCAACGACAGCGAUGAGAAAGUACGCCUGGCAGGUAUCAAGGCUGUUGAGUCGUUCAGCUUUCGUGAUGUAAUCUUGAAAUUGGCUCCGCAUGGAGGCGUUAGCAAGGAGAACUCUGUCUUGGGCAAUUUGGCCGACAGAUGCCGCGACAGGAAGCCGAAUGUUCGAGUUGAUGCUAUGACUCUCCUGGGUCGACUGUGGGCUGCGGCUACUGGAGAGUUGGCUUUAGGCAACGAUGUGGUUGCUACCGCCUUGUCUGGAGUCCCUUCGCGCGUCUGCAAUGCUUUCUACGCGAACGACCUUGAACUUAAUGUUCUACUCGAUACGGUCAUCUUCGAAUGCUUGGUUCCGCUCGCAUUUCCGCCGCCUCCAAAGAAGGGGACAAAGGGUACCAACGGCAGCUCUCAAACACAGUCACAGUCAGGCCCGGCAGCUUACGACCCAGACGCUAUCAGAGCAGAGCGAAUUUUAUUGUUGGUUCAGUCGCUAGAUACCACUGCAAAGAAAGCUUUCUUUGCGAUGCAGGCGCGCCAACCCCAGUUCGCCAAAAUUCUUGCCACCUUCGUGAAGCAAUGCGAGGAGUUUAACGGGGGUGUUAUGGAUGAGGAAGCAACCCAGAAAACCGCAAAUCUUAACAGAACAGUCAAAUACAUGGCUCAAUUCUUGCCUGAUGGAGUCAAAGCCAGUCAGGAACUGCACAAAUUUGCGAAAGCGAACGACCGUCGCAACUACCAGCUAAUUAAGUUUAUCGUCAGCCAAGAGUCAGACUUCAAGACUGUCCAUCGAGCUUUAAAGGAGUUGGCAAAACGCAUACAAGGCUCCCAGCACUCUAACGUACUCGAGACUUUGUUACCCUUGCUCUAUCGCUCGGGCUAUCUGAUAUUUAAUCGGAGCCACUUGUCAACUAUCUUGGAAUAUUCCAAGAGUGACCGGGACGGCAUGGGCGCGACAGCUCUUGAAGUGCUAAAUGAGAUUUCCCAACGCAGUCCAGAUCUUUUCAAGACCCAUAUCGGUGAGCUUUGCAAAGACCUAGUCGAGCAAGCUCCGUCUGCAACCAAGGAAAAUGAACCUGCGGCCGUGGAGUCAUUGAAAGCCUGCUCUUCGUAUGCGCGGAAAUAUCCUGAGGAAAUACCCACCGACAGGUCCUUCAACCAGACACUGGUGAACUACGCUCUGUACGGCCAGCCAUGGAAAGCUGCAAAGUAUGCCGUGAACAUCCUGCUGGCGAAGAAAGAUGAAAAGAGUCUGGUCAAUGCCACGGACGUCAUUCAGAAGGUGAUGAAGGAUUGGAAGUACGACUCUCCACACUUCCUCAACAAAUUAGCUGUUGUCAGCCAAUUAGAAGUCCUCGCACCAAAGGUUACGGAUACGUAUGAUGAGACUAUUCUGGAUAUGACCGUGCAGAAGAUCCUCAAGCAAGUCCGCUCCGACGCAAGCGCAAAAGACCCGGAUUGGGCAGAAGAUUCUGAGAUUGACGAAGAGUGCCAAGCUAAAUGUCUGGCUCUUAAGAUCUUAGUCAACCGCGUUCGUAGUGUUGAAGGCACUGCCCGCGGCGACUCAGUGAAGGAUCUACAGGACAGAGCAAAGCCUGUUUUCAAGCUGCUCAAGACAAUCAUCAAGAAUGAGGGCGAGUUUUGCAAGACGAAGGACACGCCUAAGCAUCACAAAUCGCGUCUGCGUCUUGUUGCCGCUCAGCUGGUCUUGAAGCUAUGCACAGAAAGACAUUUCGACGACAUGUUGCCCCCGGAUGACUUCAAUGCUCUCGCCACGGUCACACAGGACUCUCACCCACAAGUCCGGCGAGCAUUCAUCGAGAAGUUGCAAAAGUAUCUCGUUCAAGCAAAGUUGCGGCCAAAGUUUUAUACAAUUAUCUUCCUUGCCGCCUUCGAGCCAGCACAAGACUUCAAACAGCGCAUCGAGACUUGGAUCCGUUCCCGAGUACACCACUAUCAAGUCAGUGGGCAACCUGUCAUGGAAGCUAUCAUGGCCCGGCUACUAUCUCUCUUGGCUCAUCAUCCCGACUUCAGCACUGACUCAGAUGAUCUCGUUGACCACGCGCGAUACAUUCUGUUCUACGUCAGCAAUGUUGCGACCGAGUCAAAUCUUGGUCUGAUCUUCCGUUAUGCAGAACGUGUCAAGCAAACUAGGGAUGCCAUCAACCCUGACAUGAGUGAGAAUCUCUACGUUGUUAGUGACCUUGCACAAGCCGUUGUUCGCAAAUGGCAAGAGAAGAAGGGAUGGGCCUUUGAAGCCUACGGGCAGAAGAUUGGGCUGCCCACAGGACUGUAUCUUGCCUUGCCAUCUCACGAAGCUGCUCAAGAAAUUGCCGAGAAGCAAUACAUUCCGGAUGGUAUAGAUGAUAAGCUGGAUGACCUGCUUCGUACAGUCGACAGGAAAAAGAAGCGCAAGUCCGUGGACGAUCGUGCGGAGGUUCAUCCGCCUGCUAAGAAAGCCAAGCCCACUGUAAAGGUCGCAAAGACGGCAGCCCAGCCCAAAGUAGCAAAGGUCCCAGCAAAGAAGGCGGCACCAAAAGCUAAGACUCCGGCGAAACCUAAGAAGGCCAAGGCAUUCUCGUCGUCCCCAGUAGCCGAUUCCGAGCGGCGUCGUAGUGGGCGCUCGAGACAUGCGCAAACAUACAUCGAGCGUGACUCUUCUGAGGACGAUGAAGAGAUGCUCGAUGGAGUCGCUGAGUGGGACUAUGAGGAAGGAAAAGACUCAGACCAGGAAGACAACGGUCCGGAAGCGGCUGACGAUGAAGAAAAGGAGAUAGAAGAAGUAGAGCCGGAGGCGGAAGAGCAGCUUCCCGAAUCAGAGGAAGAAGAUGAGCCCACUCCGCCGCCGGCGACGAACGGCAGGAAAGGGAGGAAUGCGUCUGCCUCUCGAGCGAAGCCCAAGCCCACCCCCAAGCCCGUCGCGAAGGCUAAGCCAGCGAGCAAGGCUGCGGCGUCUGGAACCGCCUCUACAACUGGGAAAGGAAGAGGCAAAAAAGCCAAGGAUAUAUAUGAGAUGGACAUUGACUGA